Molecule: messenger RNA, 1599 nt
Organism: Mucor mucedo
Lineage: Eukaryota; Fungi; Mucoromycota; Mucoromycetes; Mucorales; Mucoraceae
Product: general substrate transporter
Exons: 8
Coding region: 1-1599 (532 amino acids)
Biological process (GO): carbohydrate transport; transmembrane transport
Cellular component (GO): membrane
Molecular function (GO): carbohydrate:proton symporter activity
Source: RefSeq, a predicted model, not a curated record
AUGCCAUCCUUUCAAAAUGAUAUGCAGAUUGAAGAUGAUGUUACCAGUAGCGCAUUAAUCAGCGUUUUGAUGGCGGGUGCUUUUUUAGGCGCCAUCGUGAGCGGUCCGUUAGCUGACGCGAUUGGCAGAAAAGCCUUAAUGGCUUUAGGCACAAUCAUCUUUAUAUUUGGAAAUGUCUUACAAGUCGGCGCCGACGAACUCAAUACCAUGUAUGGAGGAAGGGGUGUAACAGGUGUCAGCCUAGGAAUUCUAUCCAUGGUUGUACCACUAUAUCAGUCUGAAUUAGCGCCUAAAAAUAUACGCGGUAGGCUAAUGUCAAUUCAGCAAUUCGCCAUCACGCUUGGAACUUGUAUUUCUUACUGGGUUGAUUAUGCAUUUGUCAACGUGCCUGGCUCUACCGGAUGGAGAUUAGCGUUAGGCCUUCAACUUGUGCCGGCAUUAAUAUGUCUAGUUGGAUUGCUCUUAUUCAUACCACAGAGCCCACGACAUUCGAUUGAUAAAAACCGCAUGUCAGAAGCACUGGAAACGUUAUCGAAGAUACGAGGCGAUGGAACAACAACACAUAACGACGUUCUUAUGGAAUUCGCUGAAAUGAAGCAAAACAUUUCAUUUGAACAUAAAAUGUAUAAAGAUCAUAAAUACAAGCGCAUAUUUCUUGCCGGCGCUGAGAAUAACAGGAGGCGACUAUUCUUGGGUAUGUCCGUUCAGAUAUUUCAGCAACUGACAGGUGUAAUCGCGUUAUUAGUCUUCGCCCCUCAAAUAUUUCAAUCGACUGGACUUACAGGAAGGGAUGCUGCAUUGUUUGCGAACGGAUUAAGUGGCUCGAUUAAUCUAAUUGCCACCAUUCCUGCAAUGAUACUCAUCGAUAAAUGGGGUCGAAGACCACAAAUGAUUAUUGGCGCUAUUCUUUGUAGUGUAUGUAUUGCCGUAUUAGCGGUAUUAUCAGGCGUACAUGGAUUCUCCUACUCGCAGUUAACUCCAACUCUUCAAAAAGAAAUGCCGUCCGCCAAUACAGGGAAAAGCGGAAAUCCACUUUGGUUACAGUUCGACGCCAAUGAACCCACCAUUGUUUUUUUAAUUGUCAUGUAUAUUUGUGUAGCAGUCUACUCAUGUACCUGGGGUCCUUUAGGCUGGGUUUAUCCCGCUGAAUUAUAUUCACAGGGUGUUAGAGCUAAAGCUUUAGGUAUCUCCACUGCCUCCAAUUGGCUUUUCACUUAUGCCGUACUUCAAUUAACUCCCAUCAUGUUACAACGCAUUUAUUGGAGAACCUAUGUCUUAUUUAGUGUCAUGUGUCUAGUGAUAGCUGUCAUUGUCUAUUGGCAUUACCCCGAAACCAAUGGUAAAUCGUUGGAAGAAGUCGACCUCAUCUUUAGUUGCCGAUUUAAUUAUUACGAUGUGGAUGUGCAUCAUCCACAAACAGCAGCAGCAGCACUAGCUCAAAUGGAAAAAGUACAACAGCGUAAUAAAACAUUGUAUCGAUUUCCAUUUACACCAGAAAGAACUCUGUCUAUCCAUCGACAACAUGCCAGAAGAUCUUUUUUACCUCAACAUCAAUUUGUUGCAACAGCAGCACAACCCAAUGUAAUCACUCACUACUAA